Messenger RNA from Mercurialis annua (annual mercury), 1777 nucleotides. RefSeq names its product probable protein phosphatase 2C 59. The transcript is spliced from 9 exons. The record is from RefSeq and is a predicted model, not a curated record. Gene Ontology annotation, cellular component: cytosol; nucleus. The coding region runs from base 286 to 1191 and encodes 301 amino acids. Gene Ontology annotation, biological process: protein dephosphorylation. Gene Ontology annotation, molecular function: cation binding; protein serine/threonine phosphatase activity. Lineage: Eukaryota; Viridiplantae; Streptophyta; Magnoliopsida; Malpighiales; Euphorbiaceae.
UUUUUCUAUUUUUUUUCAUGUCUUAACUAUUUUUCUUUUCUUUUCUUUUCUUUUCCCCCAAACAAACCAAAUAAAGACCAAAAAAGAAAUGAAACAGAAGAUUUUUAUUGUAGCUCUCUAGAAAAAUUUCUGUUAUGGCAUUUCAUUUCUCUUCAGGUGAAUGCGAGUGAUUUUCUGAAGUUGAUGAAUGUGACAAAACCUGUAUGGUGUUGUGAAUUUUGUUUAGUAAUUUAAAAUUAAAGUUAUUAUAGUGAUAAUAUUGGUGAAAAUUGAAAGGAAGAAGAUAUGGGAUACCUAAAUUCUAUACUGUCAAAUUCAAGUCAGGUUCAUGCUGACGAUUCACCGGUUAGCGGUGGUGGUCUCAGCCAGAAUGGGAAGUUCAGUUAUGGAUAUGCAAGCUCUCCAGGGAAAAGAUCUUCCAUGGAAGAUUUUUAUGAGACAAGAAUUGACGGUGUUCAUGGAGAGAUAAUCGGCCUCUUUGGAGUUUUUGAUGGUCAUGGAGGUGCUCGGGCUGCUGAAUAUGUGAAACAAAACCUUUUCAGUAAUUUGAUCAGUCAUCCAAAGUUCAUUUCAGAUACAAAAUCUGCUAUAGCUGAUGCAUACUGUCACACAGACUCGGAAUUUUUGAAAUCAGAAAAUAAUCAAAACCGUGAUGCUGGAUCAACAGCAUCCACUGCGAUUCUUUUCGGUGAUCGUUUACUUGUUGCAAAUGUUGGAGACUCUAGAGCUGUCAUAUGCAGGGGAGGCACUGCUUUUGCUGUUUCUCGAGAUCACAAGCCGGACCAAACUGAUGAGCGACAACGGAUUGAGGAUGCUGGAGGAUUUGUUAUGUGGGCAGGUACUUGGAGAGUUGGUGGUGUUCUUGCCGUCUCUCGUGCAUUUGGUGAUAAGCUCUUGAAGCAGUAUGUUGUUGCUGAUCCAGAAAUUCAGGAGGAGAAAAUCGACAGCUCGCUUGAGUUUCUUAUUCUUGCAAGUGAUGGGCUGUGGGAUGUCGUGACCAAUGAGGAAGCUGUCGAAAUGACUAAACCGAUAGAGGAUCCAGAACAGGCAGCCAGGAGACUGCUGCAAGAUGCAUUCCAGAGAGGCAGUGCGGACAAUAUCACCUGUGUUGUAGUCCGCUUUUUGGCGAAUCAAGUUGCUAGUUCUCGAGGCGCUGCAUCUCAUGGUACUGUUGGUGUUACUUCAGUGUAAAAAAUUUCUGUGUUGUUGUUGUACUAUGGUUUGAUUAUCAGAGCUUGGAGGUGUAUAGGUAGCUAGUUGGGGCAAAAGUUAAGCGUGGCAUGCUGUGAUAGGAUUAGGAAGAUGGAGAAUGUUGCUUAAUAUAUUGAGUAAGCGGUCCUUGAACUUGUGUUUCAGGAUCAAUUAACUAAGCGGUCCUUGAACUUGUGUUUCAGGAUCAAUUAACUGACACUCGGUCAUUUUAAUCAAGAUGACAUACUCUUUUUUUAUGUCAACAAACUCCUAAAUUAUACAAAAUGAACGAGUUAAGGGAUUCCAAUGACCCAUUUCGAGGGUUACUUGAUCUAAAAGUCGAUAGUAUUAUCCUUAAUUGAUUAAAAUGGCGAAGUUUGAAUUAAUUGAUCCGGAUGCACUAGUUAAAGGACCGUGAUGGUCCUUUGUUUUUUUAUAUAUUAGCCUCUAGAAUAGAGCUGUGUUUAGUUCUAUGUAUUUGGCUGAUGGGAUAGCUAGAAAAUGUCCCACUUGUUCAUUUGUAAAGAUUCUGAAUUACUUACUUCUUGUGUUGUAAAUUUGAUUCAUAUUUUUUUCUUCUUUUCAA